CCCGCACGGCGCAGCAGCAAAGUCGUUUCGAGUCAAGUCAACUCGCACCUGCUCGCGAAAGCUCGAGAAAUACACGUAGCCGUGAAAACAGCUCAAAUGAACUUGUAGUUAUUUACUACGAGAAAUUGAAUCAAUUAAAUAUAAGGUUAAACAUCAUUUAGUACAUAUAAGAAUGGCUGAUACCGCGAGCAAUGGAUCAGGCGACAGGACUGCAACGCCAGAAAAAGGAUGGGAGAAUUUAAAACAGCACGUUAUCGAUAACAAAAUAUCGGUCGGACUAUGGGCAACAAGAGUAUUGACUAUACUUUUCACAGUGGGCUACAUUAUUCCAAUUUUUGGAAAUCCUUACAACGCUUACUACAAAAUCUUGAUGUGCAACGCAGCGACCAGUGCUCUUAGACUUCAUCAAAGACUUCCACGAGUACAAUUCAGCAGAGAAUUCUGGACACUUUUGGUCCUGGAGGAUUCAUGCCACAAUUUAUUCUACUCGUUAAUAUUCCUGUACGUCGCUCCAGCUUCACUCGUCAUUGCUCCUGUUUUGCUCUUCGCUAUCCUGCAUUCGGCUAGUUAUUCUCUCACUUUGCUGGACUGUCUAGGACAAAAUAGUUGGUGGGGAGCGCGGUUACUGAUCUCCCUAGUGGAAUUCCAAUCUAGGAACAUACUCAGACUGUGUGCAAUCUGUGAAGCCCUCCUGCUACCGUACACGAUAUUACUGAUCCUCAAUGGACGAGCCGGAUUACUGACGCCCUUCAUCUACUAUCAAUUUCUGGCCUUGCGUUUGUCUUCAAGACGCAAUCCGUUCACUCGCAAUCUAUUCCGUGAGAUUAGUAAUUCUCUGUCGGUCAUUUCAAACAAGCCUGGUACACCAGCUAUAUUGAAACGAGCGAUCACAUUUGUUAUAGGGCUAAUACAAAACAUGUCUCGCGUUCCCUAAUAAUAUCAUUUGUUAUUUAAUUCUACGUAUUCCUCGUUUUUCCAUUCUGAAUAAUAACAGAUAUUUUUUUCUUGCAUAAUCCAAAUUGGGAUACCUUUGGAUGUUCGAUGAUGUUCAAAAAGCGAACAAUUAAUAUAUUAAGAAGCUUCUGAAGAGGAUGGUUGUCACAUGUUGAAACAGAAUUGAAAAUAUUGUUUCAAGAUGAUUUUUAUAUUUAUUAGCAUCAUUGUUACAUCCCCACCCCCCCCUCCACUCUCAUUUUAUGAAUAAAAAGAAAUAUCUUAUCUUCACGAACUCUAUUCAAUAUUGGAAAGUAUUGAAUCGAUGACUGUAGAUUGGCCGAUGUAAGAAACCGCCUCUUUGGUACACCCUGCAAGAGUUUGAACAAUAGAUUUUGAGGAUCUUGACAGCAAAUCAUGAUAUUUUUGUAUUUUUUGUUUUGUUACGCAAUAGCAACUACUUAUCCAUUGAAAUUUAGCACAGAAUAUUUGCUAUGAAGAUUUGUAACAACUUUCUCAAUUAAUUUUCACAUUUUAAGCGCUUCUAGGUGUAUUAAUGUGUUAGUGUUGAACUUAACAAUCAUUAUUACUGAGAAAAAAAAAAAAUGAAAGCAAACCAUAAUGACCAACAUUCAAUAUCAUUAUAAGAUUGUAGUAAAGGAAACUUUGAACGCAGAGCAGAGUUGUGCAAAAUAUUUACUGCUCUUAUACGACGCAUGAAGAACAAUUCUAAUCUUCUAAAUUAUUCAGGAGUGUGUAUAAGACUACAACUAAAUCCAUUUGAUAUAUUGAUUCAUUACUCUGAACAUUUGAAUGUAAAAUAUAUCUUCGCCCCUUCUCUCGCUACUUCUCUCCCUUCAAAGUACAAAAAAAAAAAAUUUCGCAAUAUGUACGAAACUAAAGUACAUUCACAAGAAUCACCGAAACGUGCAUUCAUUAAGUUCUCAUGAUCUUGACAGUACACAAUUUUUUUUACCACUAAUUAUCGUGACUAAGAUAUCGUUGAUGAUUUGAAUAAUGAUUAACAAUAUCUAGAAAUUUCUUUUUCGAAUAUGAAACUAUAUCUCACUGAGAAUGUGAACAGAAUAAAAAUUUCAUACUACAUGUAAUUUAGUUGCAUAAUAUUUGGAAUGACUUUUUCAAACACAGAGUAAAAAAUGAAGAUAACAAAGUUAGAUGUACAGGCAAUCUAGGCUUAUUCAAAAUUUUUCUUAUUUUAAACAUUCGGUUCAAUUAUGCUUGAGAACGAUUACCUGAAAUUUUAGAACUAUAAGUAUACGGAAUCACGUAUCACUAUAAAUAAUCGAUAUCAAUUUACUACUGUGUAAGUGUAAGCAUAAUAAUAUUGCCGCUAGACACAAAGGCAUGAUAAUUAACACUUUUGCAUUCUAUCGAUAAUACAAUAUUAGUUAGUGUCUUGUUACAUAUUGAUAUUUGUAUGUAUAUUAUGAUUAUUCAAUUUAUCUUGUGGUCGCUGGAUAUUAUACCAUAAAUUUGUUUUUUUAAAUAGGUAA
Molecule: messenger RNA, 2447 nt
Organism: Neodiprion fabricii
Lineage: Eukaryota; Metazoa; Arthropoda; Insecta; Hymenoptera; Diprionidae
Gene: Kr-h2
Product: Krueppel homolog 2
Exons: 6
Coding region: 173-934 (253 amino acids)
Biological process (GO): membrane organization; endoplasmic reticulum tubular network organization
Cellular component (GO): membrane; endoplasmic reticulum
Source: RefSeq, a predicted model, not a curated record